Molecule: messenger RNA, 348 nt
Organism: Salvia splendens (bonfire salvia)
Lineage: Eukaryota; Viridiplantae; Streptophyta; Magnoliopsida; Lamiales; Lamiaceae
Exons: 1
Coding region: 1-348 (115 amino acids)
Source: RefSeq, a predicted model, not a curated record
AUGAAGUGUAACAGCAGCGUUAGCGUUGUUGGAAGAUGCAGGUUUCCAAUGCCGUCUGUUGUUUCAGAGCACCUCCUCUCGUUUUUGCCGGCGGCGAUAUUGGCUCUGACCGCCGCUCUAUCUCCGGCCGAGAGGGAAGUCCUCGCCUACCUCAUUUCCCAACGCAAGUCUACGCCGGCGGCGGGGGAUGACCACGCGGCCUGCUUCAACUGCAACUGCUUCCGCUGCUACAUGAGCUAUUGGGCCAAGUGGGAUUCGUCGCCGAACCGCCAGCUCAUACACGAGGCCAUCGACGCAUUCGAGGAGAGCCUCAGCCGGAAAGAAAAGACCAAAAAGGAGAGGAGGUAG